CCCCGCGCCUGCCUGCAGCUCACCGAGCUGCAGCGGCGGUACGGCCCCCGCGGGCUGCAGGUCCUCGGCUUCCCCUGCAACCAGUUCGGGCACCAGGAAAAUACUACCAACGAGGAGAUCAUGCUCACGCUGGAGCACGUUCGUCCUGGCAACGGGUACAAGCCCAAUUUCAUCAUGUUCGAGAAGUGCGACGUGAACGGCAAGAACGCGCACCCCCUCUUCACCUUCCUGAAAGAAGCGCUGCCCUUCCCGCACGACGACCCCUCCUCGCUGAUGACCAACCCGCAGUACAUCAUCUGGUCCCCCGUCUGCCGCAACGACAUCUCCUGGAACUUCGAGAAGUUCCUCAUCGGCCCCGACGGCGUGCCCUUCAAACGCUACAGCCGGCAUUUCGAAACCAUCAAGAUCCAGGAUGAUAUCGAAUCGCUUCUGCAGAAGGUUCCCAAGAAUGUUCUCGAUUAA
Messenger RNA from Charadrius vociferus (killdeer), 462 nucleotides. Its product is annotated as glutathione peroxidase 1-like. Gene Ontology annotation, cellular component: mitochondrion; cytosol. The transcript has 2 exons. Gene Ontology annotation, biological process: glutathione metabolic process; hydrogen peroxide catabolic process; response to hydrogen peroxide. Gene Ontology annotation, molecular function: glutathione peroxidase activity. The annotation marks the transcript as partial. The record is from RefSeq and is a predicted model, not a curated record. NCBI's taxonomy places the organism in Eukaryota, Metazoa, Chordata, Aves, Charadriiformes, Charadriidae.